CUCUAAUCAUAUAAAGUUUAAGGCAUUUAUACUUUACCCUAAAAUCAUGACGACUUCCAGAGAUUUUACGGGCAAAGUAGUGCUGAUUACCGGCUCGACCAGUGGUAUCGGUGCUGUCACUGCGGUAGAGUUCGCCCGACUGGGGGCUCAAGUAGUGGUCACCGGUCGCAGGAAAGAUAGGGUGUCCGCUGUGGCCAAACAAUGCGCUGAGGCGUCGCCUACCGGUGCUAAAGCCCUGGAAGUGGUGGCCGAUGUCACCAACGAUGACGACUGUCGCCGAUUAGUGACCGACACUAUCAAGACGUUCAAAAAGCUGGAUAUUUUAGUGAACAACGCGGGUAGAGGUAUGGUGUCGAGCAUAUGGGACGGGGAUAUCCUCGAUAAGUAUGAGCUCAUUAUGAACACAAACCUGCGGUCAGUCGUAUGGUUGACUCACUUAUGUGUCGAGCAUUUGGAGAAAACUAAGGGUAAUAUCGUUAACGUGUCGAGCAAUGGGGCCUUUAAACCGGCGGCGCUGGAUAUGUUCACAAAGUGCGUAGCGCUCGAGUUGGGCCCCAAAGGUAUCCGAGCUAACGUUAUCAAUCCCGGUCUCGUUAAGUCCGAGGCCCUCGGAAUCAGUCGUAACAUUACUGAAGCGAAAUACAAUGAAUUUUACGCAGAGUGGGCCAAGAAGUGCCCGAUUGGACGGGUGGGUGAGCCCAUGGAUAUGUCAAAUGCCGUGUUAUAUUUGACGUCCGAUGACGCGGCGUUUGUGACCGCAUCCAACUUCGUGGUCAGUGGCGGCGCCCAACAUGUCUAACCCUCAUAUUUAUCACAUUAUGGUCAUGUCUUAUUUAUUGGCAU
Messenger RNA from Oppiella nova, 843 nucleotides. Lineage: Eukaryota; Metazoa; Arthropoda; Arachnida; Sarcoptiformes; Oppiidae. The record is from the annotation of a GenBank genome assembly.